AUGCGGCGCCAGCUCUUCCUGUCCCUCCAGCGGGUGACCUUCCUGAGGACGCUGCAGGGCGCCAGGAACCUGGAGGCAGCGGGCGCGGGCUGCAGAGCGUCAGAGGAGGGAUCCUGGGACGUGCAUGCCGUCCCACCCUGGGCCCGUGGCCUCUCUGGUAGCAGGCCUGCUCCGGCAUCCAGGGCCAAGCCCCGCCGCCGGGCGCCACGCCCACCCACUCUCCCCAGCGCAGCUGCGCCUGUGAAGCCCGCCCCCGCGCGCCGCCCGCCCUCCAGGCAGCAGGACGGCGGCAUCACAGGCGCGAGGCCGCCGGCGCACAGCGCCCCUGCCCCGCCCCGGCGACCUUCCCCCGAGGAGGUCUCCGCCGCCACCCGGCGCGUGGAGGCGGUGCUGGAGGGGUUGGGCCUCCGCCUCGCCGCCUGCGCGGCCGACCCCGAGCGCCAGCACGGCCUGCUGCUGGCGGCGCUGGGCGACGCGGAGCGUGCAGGGUCCGGCCUGGCCCCCGCCCACCUCCACGUCCUCCUCUCCGUCGGCCUGUGCCGGCUGGCGCAGCGCUGCUCGGGGGAACUCGACGUGCACAGCGUGGCUCGCCCCUACCUGGACAUCCUGACGCGGCUGUGGGAGGCGCUGGCCGCCUGCAGCCACCCGGUGAGCCACCGCAUGCUGGACCGCCUGGCCCGCCAGACCCUAGCCCUGCUGGUCACGGCGGGCACGCCCGAUGCGGCGCGGGCGCUGGCCUGCGCCGCGCGCUACGCCUACGAUCCGCUCCACGGCAGGCUCACGCAGGCCCUGACCGCGCACUUGGGCGCCGCGCCGCUGGCCAGCUUCACGCCGCAGAGCGUGCACGCAGUGCUGGGCGCUGGCGCGCGGACCGGCAAGCCGCUUGAUCCCGGCCUGGUGGAGCAUGCCGCGCUGGCCACGCUGUACCAGCUCCGCCACCACGCCGUGGGCCUGCUGGACCUGGGACGCAGCUGGAACCUGCUGCUGCGGCACGAUCCCGACCCGCUCCAGGGCAGGCUGGCCAGGGCCGCGGCUGCAGAGGUGUGGCGCCAGCUGCCCGACGCCUCCUGCGAGGCCCUGGGCGAGGCGCUGAGCGCGCUGCACGCCACCCGGCAGCGCAUGGGCGUGCCCACGCUGGAGGCCACCGCCGCGCGACUGCAGGAGCUGGACCCCGCGCGCUGCCCCCCGGACGACCUGGCCCGCUGCCUGUGGGCCUACGGCAAGCUGAGGUGGCACCUGGCGCCCUCCUCCACGCGCCAGGCCCGGCUCCUCAACCACCUGGCAGCCCGACCGGGAGAGUCGGUGGACGUGCAGGGCUUCGUCCACGCCCCCCCACUGAGCACCGGGACGCAGGGCGGCCAGCUGCAGGCGCUCGCACAGCAUGCACAGCACGUGCACGACGACGACGGCACCCCGGACGCGUUCCUGGGUGGGCGGCUGCACAAGAACGACGUGCUGCCGUGGGGAAUGAGCCGGGACACCCCACUGCCCAGCGGCAGGACGCUGGGCCAGCUGGACGGCGACGAGGUGCGCGCUUUCCUCCAGCGCACCCACGACCUGCGAGUGCGCCAGGUGGCCAAGGUGGCGGGCGACACGGUGAGGGCGGCGGAGGAGAUCAUUGCCGCGGUCCGGCGCAAGUACAAGCUGAAGAAGGGCGGCCCAGCCGCCGUGCCGGCCUCCUCUGAGCCCAGCGCGCCCGAGACGCUCAUCCUGGAGGACAGCGUGUGGGCCCUGGCCAACGCCAUCGGCAGCGCCGCGCGGCGGCAGGGGCAGCUCCCACCGCGUGUGGAAAGAGUGUCGCACGACGAGUCCUGGCCAUCCCGCACUGUCGUGGACCCCGUCACCGGGAUCACGUCGACGGUGCCGCACUACACCCCGGCCAUGCUGGAGUAUCGGGAGGACUGGGUGCGCCCCGCCUGGCUGGACGAGCGGCUGCCGCCGGGGUCCGCCCCACGCGACCCCUGGAACCCCGGUGCGGGCAGGGAGGAGGGCCAGGGAUCGUCGCCAUCCCAGCAGGAGCGACUGCCACAGCUGCUGGAGGUCGAGACGGGGGAAGGGCCGGCGGGGGACGAGGGUGACGGUGCUGAGCUCAGCGCUGAUUCGGCGACGGAAGGCGAGUCGCCGCCCGGUCUCCUGGGCGCCGCGGCCGCAGAAGAUGAUGAUGAGGAGGAGGAUGAGGAGGAAGAUGAGGAGGAGGAGGAGGAGGAGGUUGUUGAGGACAGGACAGCUGCGAGUGGGAGGCGCGGUGUCCCCACCGCCCCAGACACAGGGCGGGAGGCCGCUCAGCCAUCAAAGGCCCCGGGCCCCGGUGCGGCACCGCGCUCAGCCGCCUGGCGGCUGAAUGCGGCGCAGGAACUGGUGACGCAGCACGACCUCGAUCGGGUGGCGAACGAGGUCUGGGUCCGUUGGUUGCGUGCACCCCGCGCAUCUCUGCAGGCCUGCUUCCAGUCCGUCACCCAGCAACGCGCCAAUCUCAGCUGGAAGGUGAGGAUGCGGGAAGCGGCUGGCAGAGGCGUCUGUGUCGGACGCGCCAGGCGCUGGAGAAGGAGGAGGACAGGCUGCUUGCCCUUUGGGAACGGGCCAGGUGGCGCAAUGCUCAUCUCUGGGGCGGUUGAGCGUUCCGCCCUCCCAUCCAUAUCAGGCCAUCAAUCCCCGGUCUCAUGCUCAGCACCGUACAUGGACAUGCAGGGCAUCAUGCACGCUCUGGAGGCCAUGAGCAUGCACUUUGUGGUGGACCGGCCGCUGCUGGCCUCCAUCCAGGGCCGAAUCUUGGAGGACCUGGGUUCUGUGGGUAACAAUACGAUCAUCCGCUACCUGGUGACGUGUGCGGCCCUGCAGGAGUCGCCUGGUAAGCCCUUCCUCGACGCCGUGGCGGAGGAGGUGCUGGGGCGGCUGGAACGGCGCCAGGCCUCCCAUAGCCACCUCAUCAUGGUGGCCUGGGCCAUGGCCACGCUGGGCCAGCUCAGCGCGGCGCGCUUCGCGGAGUUCCUGCGCGCCGCCCCUGCUGCCACGGAGCCCAGCCACGUGGGGAACCACGGCCGCCUGCUGCAGAUUGCGCUCUACCUGCAGAUGGAGACGGGAAAGCACUACUCCACUUUCCUUCCCGCGGAGAUUCUGGCGGUGGUGGAGGAGCGAGCCAGGGAGGACCAGCCCACGGUGUCGUACUUGCAGCAAGACAUCCUGAGUGCCCUGAAUACGCUUGGCCUGGAAUUCGAAAUGGAGGCCAGGGCCGUGAACGGUCUGCUGUCAGUGGACUUUGCACUGCAAGGGGAGCACACCAGCAGGAAGAUUGCAGUCGAGGCAGAUGGCCCGCUCCACUUUGCGCCCACCCCCCCGUACCAGCCCCUCUCUCACACCCUUUUCAGGGACAGGCUGCUGGAAUACAAUGGGUGGACCGUCGUGAGCGUCCCUUUCUACGAGUGGAACCGGCUGAGGUCACUCACGCAGAAGCAGGCAUACCUGAGAGAGAAGCUGGCACCAGCUGUGGAGGCAGGCUGA
This is a messenger RNA of Auxenochlorella protothecoides, 3498 nucleotides long. RefSeq lists its product as hypothetical. The transcript has 13 exons. The coding region runs from base 1 to 3498 and encodes 1165 amino acids. The record is from RefSeq and is a predicted model, not a curated record. Lineage: Eukaryota; Viridiplantae; Chlorophyta; Trebouxiophyceae; Chlorellales; Chlorellaceae.